UCCGGUGGCUCUCACCCCUCCUCCCGGGCUGACGUAGAGAGGAUCCUCCGCUGCCCACGACUGUGGGCGACGACUCUGCCGCGGGUAUAAACAGCUCCACGGGACUCCAGCACGCCACUGCUUGAAGCCGCAGCAACUCGUUCACCAGAGCUGAACCUCAGCAGAGAUAGCAGCAAGCAGGCACUUCCACGCCGCGCAGGCUAACUCGCUUUCGGCUUUGGUUCGAGAUGGAGAGUCGUGGCACCUUGAGGCGCUCCAGCGCCCGCAACUUCAAGGGUGGUUUGUGUCUGUGGCUGAUUCUGUGGCUGGUAGUGGUGAAGCCGAGCGGGGUGUCUGCAUGCCCGAGGUUGUGUGUGUGUUACCCCACGCCCAUGACGGUCAGCUGCCAGUCCCAGAACCUUACCAUAGUGCCGGCUGGUGUGCCAUAUGACUCUCAACGUGUUUUCCUGCAGAACAACCGCAUCACAGAGCUGCGUGCAGACUCAUUUGGCUUUGAGACACAGGUGCUCUGGCUCUAUGGCAACAACAUAACAUGGGUCGAGGCUGGGGCCUUCAGUAACCUCAGGGUGCUGGAGGAGCUGGAUCUGGGCGAUAACCCAUUACAUCACCUGGAAGGUGGAGCCUUCAGGGGCUUGGAGAGGCUGCAGAGCCUGCACAUGCAUCGUUGCAAGCUGGCCACUCUCCCCCAUGACCUCUUCCACAAGCUGUACAGCCUGCAGUUCCUCUACCUGCAGGAGAAUCAACUCCACUUUCUGCAGGAUGACCUAUUCUCAGACCUGGUCAACCUCACCCAUCUCUUCCUGCAUGGGAACCGCAUCCGCGCCCUCUCUGAGAAUGUGUUCAGAGGCUUGGUCAACCUGGACCGCCUCCUUCUCCAUGACAACCGCGUCAGGCAGGUCAACCGUCGGGCUUUCCGUGAUCUGGGCCGUCUGACCAUCCUUUACCUGUUCAACAACUCCCUGGCCGAGCUGCCAGGCCAGGCUAUGAAAGACACCCAAGGCAUCCAGUUCCUCCGCCUUAAUGGUAACCCUUGGUCCUGCGGUUGCGAGGCUCGUCCCCUCUGGGAGUGGUUCCGCAAGGCCCGCAUCUCCUCCUCUGAGCUCAUGUGUACCUCCCCAUCCCAACAUCGCGGCCAAGACCUCAGAUUCCUCCGGGAGAUGGACUUCGCCCUUUGUCCUCUGCCUGACCCUGGCUCUCUGGCGGGAUCCACCACGACCACCUUCAGCACUAAGACCCGCUGGUGGUUCUCCAAGCACAAGCCUGUAUCUUCAUCUAAGGCCUCGUACCAGAAGAGCACAGAGGGAGUGAAGGCCUUCCCCUUCUCUGGCAGAAAGCCUCAGUACCUUCCCAAAAACCCCUCCGAAACCUUCUCCUCGAAGUAUGAACUGUCAGAGGAUGAGGUAGCGCUCCCCAAGCUAGACCAAGAAGAAUAUUGGGCCAACUACGGCAAUGAAGACGCCUCCGUCCGCUGCUUAGAGUUGGAGUGUCCCCCAGGCUAUGACACAGCCUUCCCCUCGUCCUCCUCCUUAAACAGCACCCCAUCCAUCCUCCACCUCCUCUCCCUCUCCAUAGUCACAUUAUCCUUCCAUUUCCUUUUUGGCUGAACUUUACUCUACUUUACUCCAUUUCCCCCUCUAAUUUCUUUUUCCAAUCCUAACAAAUACCUGGAUCUUGAUUCCUUUCAGUUACCUUCUCGACUUGUAGGAGGUGCUACACUGACACAGGGGACAGGUGAGGCAGCAGGGAGCGGUUUUAAAGAGCAGAGAACAGUAGAGUUAAUGUAGAGCCGGACAAUAAUUGAAUGCUGAAGUAGCUGCUGCUUAUAGUACAGGCAUUAAAAUCAGGGAUCAGAUCAUGGAAACUGACUCUGAUAGUGACGGUACAAAGGCAGAAAUCUACAACAACACGAUGAAAUGAUAGAGACACAAUGCAGACAGCUGGUGGUGUCUCCAGGUGGUUUUUGAUAUUAUAGCUAUGAUCAACGCAGGCGUUGUGACUCGUCAACAGCUAUUUUCUAUAGUGCUCACCAUCAUCCCCUCACAGCUAACGUAUUGUUCCUUACUUAUUUAUUUUUGUCAUCAUGAACACAAGUGGUAAUUCAUUAUACCAGAAGUAUGAGAAAGAGGUGGAUAAACACAGAUAAUAAGUCACGAGAGGAAAGGAUUAGAUAGAUGGAUAGAUAGAUAGAUCAUUUAUUCAUCCCAAAGGAAAUGUUUACAGUGAGAAGUAGAAAGAAAAUCAAUACAGAGUGAGCAGAGUGAGCUUUAGAUGUUCAUCUAAAGGCAGAAAAGGAUGAGAGGAUCAGAAUUGCAGCCAAGAGCAGCUCUACUCUCUCUUUCAGAUUCAAAAUCUUGUGUGAUCCCAGCGAUGCCAGCAAACAACCAUCACCACCCACACUUGUACAUAACACUAAUCAACACUGUACAUACACACAUCCUAAACUGUUUUGUAUUUUAGACUAACUGGAUUUUUACUUUUUAUUUGGUACCAUUUAGUAAACUACAGUUUGCGGCGAUAGAAGAGAUACUUAGAUUGUAAAUGGAAGGCAAACAAAUGAAAUAUCAAAACUCUAUUUUUGCCCCUUGUGUUUUUAAGUUUUGUCUCUUCCUCUCUGAGGCAACUUGAAAUUUCUGAAAAAGGAAGGCAUGUGCUCGAGAUUCUGAUGUUUUUUGUUUUUUUUGGUGUGUGAUUCAGUUUUUGUGUGUUUGAGUGGGAUUGGACCGUUAACCAAAGUCUUGAGAAGAAAAUAAUUACCUUUACAGUCUUAGUAGACAACCACUUCGAUUAUGUUUCUUCCUAAAAUGAGUGCCUCUGUGUAUGUGUCUGGUUUUCCUUUAAAAACAUGGCCUUUGUCUCUCUGUCUGUCUUUCUCUGUUUGUCUGUUUGUCUGGAUGUUCAAACUGACACAGAACAAGGUAAAAACAACACCAGGGCUAAACCCUACACCGCCCUUUGUGUUGUUUGAAGCCUCAGGUCUCUACCCUGCUGGCUCCUGUUACACUUUGAUCUGCAAUUGGUUUCUGUCAGUGUGACUGGGUACGUGUAUAUGAGGAUGUGUGUAUUUUUUCAUAGCCCGGAUUGAAAGUUUAAAAAGUCCUUUAUGCACAGAUAAACUAUAGGACCCAUACCUGUUUUUAAAAACUGUAGUCUCAGAAAUGCAUGGGAAUGUGUGUCUGUUUUUUUACUGUAUUCUGAACACUGGGUAAAUCCAAGGAUUUGUGGGAUUUCAGUCAAAUCUGUAUUGGGUGGUACUACAGACCAUAUUAAAGCUGUACUUUAUAAGAGAACCUUUCUGACUCAGCUGUGUGAUUUGGAUAAUAGGAUGGGUAUUGAUUGAGCAAUCUGUUAAACACAACGCCAAUCCAACCUGAUUGUGAUCCGCAUUGUUGGGCGUCGUUAAGUUCCUUGUCAACCCCAAAUGUAAGUCCACACCAUGACUGUGAGUUCCUGCGUAGAACAUAAAGGAUAAUGUGAUGAUGUUAGAUUCUGUAUUUUUUCAAUAGAUAAACUUGUUAGGAAAGUGUUUUGCUUUAUUAAAAAAUAAAGAAACAAUUAAACAA
This is a messenger RNA of Etheostoma spectabile (orangethroat darter), 3560 nucleotides long. RefSeq names its product reticulon-4 receptor-like 2. The coding region runs from base 228 to 1604 and encodes 458 amino acids. Gene Ontology annotation, cellular component: plasma membrane; external side of plasma membrane. Gene Ontology annotation, molecular function: ganglioside GT1b binding; ganglioside GM1 binding; protein binding. The record is from RefSeq and is a predicted model, not a curated record. NCBI's taxonomy places the organism in Eukaryota, Metazoa, Chordata, Actinopteri, Perciformes, Percidae. Gene Ontology annotation, biological process: positive regulation of Rho protein signal transduction. The transcript is spliced from 4 exons.